AUGGUCGACCCCUCUUGACUGAGAGCCUAUAACUCAAAGACUGUCAAACCACAGGAAGAGGAAGUUCUAACUUACAUUAUAAUUAAGCUGCAUUCAGUAUGAUACUCAGACAGUCAGCAGCAAGACAGCAUGGAGGUCACAGCUCUCUGCUUCAGACUGUUGAUGCUUGAAAUCGUUCAGUUGGGGACUCAAGUUCAGAAAAGUGAUGCAGCUUUUCUUCGUAUCACUCCAAACAGACUGCAGCACUUUGACUACGACUCAGUUUCUCUUGACUGUGUUGGGUUUGAUGACUCAACUCAGUUGAGAGGAAUCAGGAAUAAUGAGGAAUUUACUCCUGUAUGUGAUAUUAAUAAGAGGACGCCAACAGGGUCCCUCUGCACCAUUGAGGGAGCCUAUCCUGAAGACAGCGGAGAAUACUGGUGUGAGACUGAUGAUGGAGAGAGAAGCAACAGUGUCAACAUCACUGUCACUGAUAGUUCUGUGAUCCUGGAGAGUCCCGUCCUUCCUGUGAUGGAGGGAGACGAUGUGACUCUGCGCUGCAGAAACAAGACAAACUCCACCAACCUCCGAGCUGAUUUCUACAAAGAUGGCGUCCUCAUGAAGAGCACUGCAGCAGGAGAGAUGACCAUUAACAGUGUCUCCAUGUCUGAUGAAGGACUCUACAAGUGCACCUCUGAUGUUGGAACAUCACCAGAGAGCUGGUUGGCUGUCAGAGUCUUUGCAGCACGUCACAAUGAAACUCGGUGCUCUUCCUCAGACGACACCUCAGAUCAGUCCUGUCAUAUUUACCUCGUCUUAAGGACUGUGUUCACCAUUGUGAUGGUGGCUCUGCUGCUGCUGCUGGUGGGACUACUUCACUGUGGGAAACUCAAAGUUACAUAAAAAUAACAGAUACCUGCUCACAUGUAAAACUGCCAAAGUAAGGAUGAUGCUGGAAUGAUUUUUAUCUUGUAAGAUAGUUUGGUCACAAAGUUAAUGAAUUAGGAAACAUGAUAAAGCGAUUUGGGUUUGACGUUCCUUCAUAGUCUGUUUACAUUACCGUUUAUAUUAAAAAGGAGAAAUAAAAUAACAGUAUCUGGAAUGGCACAGGUUAAGAAGUUUAAAAGCAGUUAAAUACAAAAUAAAACAAAUAUAUAAUAAUAAAGGUGUAUACUGACUGUACCGGUUAAUACAGUUUGUGCAAAAAAGAGUGAACAGUGCAAAACUUGCCGUGUUAAAAAUCUUGUGUUUAUAGCAGCAUAACAGAAUAAUGUAACAGGGAAUAUAGAUAAAUAUACUGUUUAAAAAUGUAAAUAUAGCAUAUAAAUUGGUUUACAAUUUUGUAUUCUUAUGUAAAAAGUGAUAAGCCAACAACAUUUGGGUGUAGACUAUGUGGAGAAUGGUUGAGUUAAGAUUUAGGCUAUUUUUAUAUGUUUAAUAUAUUAUUUCACUUACCCACAACCUGAAAAAUAGUUUUAAUGCAGUAACUAUCAAGUCAAUCUUAAAUGCUGAAUGUAAAUAACCCUGUGAAAAGGCUUUUCAUUAGGCCCUGUUCCCCUUCAUUAUUACAUUAUCAGUGUUUCGUGUUAUAUCAUCAUUACUUUCAGUCAAAUGUCUCCCUUGAUUUGUCAGGUUUUUGUUUGAUAAAUAAUUGAAUACAUUGGUUGUGAUGUGUAGUUUGUUCUGGUUUACAGGUUUAUGAUCUGUGUCACUGUAUUUUUUCAGUUUGUUGGGGGUAGAUCAGCCAUUCAGUCAGGGAGAGUGGAAACAGGUUUGUAUCAUCAGGUUCUCUUAGCAGUGAGGAACUGGGCAUUGCUUGGAUGUGGAAAGAUAAGUGAAACUGUUCUGUAGUAAGUUACAUUUUCGUUGAACUUUUGGCACUUAUGAAUAAUUUGUGUGCUUAUAGUAGAUUGUGACUUUCAGCAGUAACAGAAAAAUCCAGUGUUUAUAACAAGCCCACCCCCAUACUUACCUGAGCAGGUGGUAUGUUCUCGUUAGGUGAGAAGGAGAUGGUAAAAAGCCAUUCAGUGGUCAAUAGGGAAGAGAGUAGUUUGCAGCUUGCUGUGAGGCUGCAGAUUUUAUUUGUUUGUGACUAUGA
Thunnus maccoyii (southern bluefin tuna) is the source of this 2077-nucleotide messenger RNA. RefSeq names its product low affinity immunoglobulin gamma Fc region receptor II-b-like. Gene Ontology annotation, molecular function: transmembrane signaling receptor activity. NCBI's taxonomy places the organism in Eukaryota, Metazoa, Chordata, Actinopteri, Scombriformes, Scombridae. The transcript has 5 exons. The coding region runs from base 130 to 882 and encodes 250 amino acids. The record is from RefSeq and is a predicted model, not a curated record. Gene Ontology annotation, biological process: cell surface receptor signaling pathway.